Molecule: messenger RNA, 444 nt
Organism: Trichoplax adhaerens
Lineage: Eukaryota; Metazoa; Placozoa; Uniplacotomia; Trichoplacea; Trichoplacidae
Exons: 2
Biological process (GO): regulation of transcription by RNA polymerase II
Cellular component (GO): nucleus
Molecular function (GO): RNA polymerase II cis-regulatory region sequence-specific DNA binding; DNA-binding transcription factor activity, RNA polymerase II-specific
Source: RefSeq, a predicted model, not a curated record
AUGACAUGGCCACUCCCACGACCGGACUUCGAUGAAGAUGCCACGAAGUCUGAAGAGCAGGAACAAGUUCAACGCGAGCAGGAAGGUAGCUCACGUAAAAGUUCAAGCCGGCGUAACGCAUGGGGUAACUUCUCUUAUGCGGAUUUAAUUACCAAAGCAAUACAAUCAUCGCCGGAACAGCGUUUAACUUUAUCUCAAAUAUACGAAUGGAUGGUUAAUAAUGUAGCCUACUUUAAAGAUAAAGGUGAAAGCAACUCAUCGGCUGGAUGGAAGAAUUCCAUCCGUCAUAACUUAUCUCUUCAUAGUCGUUUUGUACGUGUCCAAAAUGAAGGGACUGGUAAAAGUUCUUGGUGGACAUUAAAUACCGAUGCUAAGCCUGGUAAAGCAACACGAAGAAGAGCUGGUAGUAUCGAUGGCGUUGCACGACGUCGUGGUAGAAUGAAG